Molecule: messenger RNA, 252 nt
Organism: Prunus armeniaca (apricot)
Lineage: Eukaryota; Viridiplantae; Streptophyta; Magnoliopsida; Rosales; Rosaceae
Source: the annotation of a GenBank genome assembly
AUGGCUGAGGAGAUGGUGGUUUGCGAUGGGGUGAGGCGUUUGGGGUUGGCUAUGGGGUGUGAUGGCUCUGUUUCAGAGAUGGGUUCGGGUUUCCAGAGAUGGGUUGUGCGAUGGGGUUUGGUGGUUUGCAAAGAUGAGGAGAGAAUUUUCGAUGGGGUGGGGCUUGAUAUCAAAUGGGGUGGGUUUGAUUUAAGAUGGGGUGUGUCUGAAAGGAAAGAGGGUUUUCGAUGGGUAGUGUACGAUAUGGGAUGA